GUAAAUCUGAUGAAGAUAAACUGGCGCUAUCAAAAGAUUAUCCUUCAACUUCAGCUCAAGAUCCGCUUAACAAAAUACCCAUCCUACAACAAGAAUCAAAUAGACUAGAUUUAGAUAACCAAAAUUUAAAUGACCAAAAUUUAGUCAUAUUGAAUGGAAAUCGAGAACUGACACUAUCAAAAGAUGCCACAUUGAAUUUUCAAGCACAAACUUCAGAUCAUGAGUUAGUUUCAACAGACCAAUUAACUAAUUGGAAAAAUAUGCUGAAAAAAAACUAUCAUCUUUUAGCAAUAAUUGCUGUAGCAUCCUUCUUAAUAAAGAUCGAAUCUGGCAAAAUAAUAUUAAUACAAUUAAUAGCAACUGGAAAUACUCAUUUGAAACACUGGUCCAAAAAUUUAGUAAUACUUUUUUCUGAACAAAUUAGAAAAUCAAAUAUAUAUCAAACAACAGAAAAGGCGUAUAAAGAGCUCAAGAUUGAACAUGGAGUUCUUGUAAAGAAUCUUAAAGACCUUGAAAUUAAUCAUAAGAAUACCAAAAAAGAACUUGAAACUGCCACGAAAGAAAAUACGAACCUUGACAAAAAACUCACACUAAAUAAACAAGAGCUUGCAACUGCCAAUAAAGAAAAUGCGAACCUUGACAAAAAAUUCUCAUUAAAGGAACAAGAGCUUGAAACCGCCAAUAAAAAAAAUGCUAACCUUGACAAAAAACUUUCAAUAAAAGAACAAGAGCUUGAAUCUGCCAAGAAAGAAAAUGUGAAUCUUGACAAAAAAUUUACUCUAAAGAAACAAGAGCUUGAAACCGCCAAGAAAGAAAUCAUGAACCUUGACAAAAAACUCUCAAUAAAUGAAAAAGAGCUUGAAGCCGCCAAGAAAGAAAAUGCGAACCUUAACAAAAAACUCACAGAAAAGGAACACUAUUAUAAAGAAUCGCAAACAAAAAUUAAAGACCUUAACAAAAAAAUUGAAUCUCUCGAAAAAGAAGUUAGAAUAUUAGACAAGCAAAGAAUAGUAGGCGAAGAAAGAAAACAAGUAAUUAGGGAAUUGCAACAAGCUUAUAAAGAACUUAAAGAAACUUUUGACAAAAUAAAACAAGAAAAAAUCGAAAAAGAGAUAAAAGAACAUCAAGAAAUAUUAGAAAAGGCAGACAAAUCUUUAAAUGAUAAUAAAGAAUGUUGA
Messenger RNA from Dentiscutata erythropus, 1178 nucleotides. The record is from the annotation of a GenBank genome assembly. NCBI's taxonomy places the organism in Eukaryota, Fungi, Glomeromycota, Glomeromycetes, Diversisporales, Gigasporaceae.